Paraphaeosphaeria sporulosa is the source of this 531-nucleotide messenger RNA. RefSeq lists its product as uncharacterized. The coding region runs from base 196 to 483 and encodes 95 amino acids. Lineage: Eukaryota; Fungi; Ascomycota; Dothideomycetes; Pleosporales; Didymosphaeriaceae. The record is from RefSeq and is a predicted model, not a curated record. The transcript is spliced from 2 exons.
UCUCAGAGUCUACUGAAGAUAUCGAUCAAGAGUUUCGUGGUGCUUCUGUGAAUGGGGAAGUCGAUCCACGCCAUGGUUUUGCUUGUCCGCCUAGGCCGCAUACUGAGCGAAGAGUCACAAGACUGCACAAGCGAAGCACCAAGAACAAAGUAGACGUGUUGUUCUUGCGGAAAGAGACUUUUUCGUGCUCAGCUGAUGAGGGAUAUACACCACACCCCGCACCUCAAGAUUUACCUGCACUCAUUGUGGUCCCCAGACGGUUGUCCCGGCGCCUCAAGUCCAAACAUCCACUUGCCCUUACUAUACCCGUAUACCCCGCGUCAUCAUCUGCUGUCUCCAUCGAGACCCCGGGUACUGGGUGAAUUGCUUCCCUGUUCCUCCUCGAUACUUACAUAUUUGUGCCUGCGACUCUGUAUCGCAUCGCCCGCGCGUAGUGCCUUCAUAAGUGUCCAUUUGCUCGUUGUAGAAGUGCUCUUUGGCUAGUACUUCCUUGUAGUGUAGUAGCUCCUUUGGCAGCUCCACCAAGUACCC